AUGAAGCCGAUUAUCGCGAUACCGGCAACUCUAGCCCUCAUCUUUCGGGCCUGGAGCAGGAACUCUCUGACGCCCGCAGGCAUCUUCGCCGCAACACUGACAGCCAUCGCGCACGCCUACCAUCCUUGGAAUCUGCCAUUCGCCUUGCUCGCUGUAUUCUUCCUGGCGGGGACUCGGGUGACACAUAUCAAGGAAAAUGUCAAGGCCACGUUGACUAUGCACUCGAAGGGGAGCUCAGGCGGCGAAGGGCCACGAACACACGUCCAAGUUUUUGCAAAUUCGCUAAUGGCCUCGAUACUCACGGUCGCCCACGGAUAUCAACUACGAUCAAGAGUCGCUGCAUAUGCCGAUCCCAAUAGCCCCAACCCAGAGGGUAGCUUGUGCUACUCUUGGGGUGGUGACCUCUUGGUCGUGGGUAUCAUCGCCAACUAUGCGGCAAUCGCCGCCGACACUUUCAGUUCCGAGCUGGGAAUUCUAUCCAAGAGCCAGCCACGAUUGAUAACCUCUCUGACGCUAAGAAAGGUACCUCCAGGAACGAACGGAGGUGUCACACUACUUGGACUGGCAGCCGGCUUGUUCGGCUCGAUGGUCAUAGUAGCCACUACAAUGGUGUUCUUGCCUGCAUGUACGUCUGACACUGCGCCAACACUCGGAGGCGGUGCACCAUGGACCCUGUUUCAGCGACGCAUCUUCAUGGGUGGUCUCGUCCUCUGGGGUACUCUGGGUAGCGUUGUGGACAGCUUCCUCGGAGGCAUGUUUCAACGAUCCGUCAAGGAUGUGCGAUCUGGUAAGAUUGUCGAGGGCGAGGGCGGAAACCGCGUGCUAGUAUCUGCGCCAAGCAGUAGAGCAUCACAACGUGCCGCAUCAAAGGUCACCGUGGAUGGUGGAGCCGAUAAGCAGGACGGUUCGGCAGUCGACGACCAAGACGAGGAUGAGAACAGGUACAACCCCAAGAAUAAGCAUCGCAAGCCAAGCUUCGGUGACCAACGGCCGUCGAGGGUGAUCGAGAGCGGAUGGGACCUCUUGGAUAACAACGACGUCAACUUUCUUAUGGCAACCACCAUGAGCGUGGGCGCAAUGGGCGUGGCCAGUUGGUAUUGGGGAGUACCUCUGGAGUCGGUAUGGAAGCUUUGA
Pochonia chlamydosporia 170 is the source of this 1134-nucleotide messenger RNA. RefSeq lists its product as hypothetical. The transcript has 3 exons. Bases 1 to 1134 code for a protein of 377 amino acids. NCBI's taxonomy places the organism in Eukaryota, Fungi, Ascomycota, Sordariomycetes, Hypocreales, Clavicipitaceae. Gene Ontology annotation, cellular component: membrane. The record is from RefSeq and is a predicted model, not a curated record.